Molecule: messenger RNA, 336 nt
Organism: Prunus armeniaca (apricot)
Lineage: Eukaryota; Viridiplantae; Streptophyta; Magnoliopsida; Rosales; Rosaceae
Source: the annotation of a GenBank genome assembly
AUGGUCCAAGAGCAAAAAUAUGAGGAGAUCCCAACAAAGGAGGACUCACAAGUUAAUUUUUACGAAGACCAAAAUAUGGUCAGGGUAGAAAUUGAUACGGUUGUGGGUAACAAAACUAACUUGCCAAAAUCAUCAAUGACUAAGUUAGAACUUGAGGCCAAAAGUGGCCCAAAAAUAUCCAUGUCUAAGGGGCCUGAGCAUCCAUUUUCUUUGGAGCACAAUCCUCCUACCUUGCUUCAUAUCCUACAAAAACAUGAAAUUCAUGCUGAAAAUUCAAGAGAAGCAAGGGAAGCAAGGCUUGGAGUGAAACAUGGUUGGCCACCCCCUAUGGUGUGA